UUUUCAGGCUUUGCUGGUCUCUCUCUUCCCGUAAUGUAAUGGCUUUAUGCCGAUUUGCUUACUCUUGUUCUCCUGCUUCUUCCGCUUCCACCUUUUUCCGUUUCCCAAAAUACCCUUCCAAACACGUUAAAUUCUCCUUGCUGCGACACUCUUUCGCAACAAUGGAAGCUCCUCCAGAAGGUUAUCGCAAAAACGUUGGUAUCUGUCUCAUGAACAAUCAGAAAAAGAUUUUCGCUGCUUCCAGGCUCGACAUUCCCAAUGCUUGGCAAAUGCCUCAGGGUGGUGUUGAUGAAGGUGAGGAUCCAAGAAAUGCAGCUAUAAGGGAACUUAGAGAAGAAACUGGAGUUAGUUCUGCGGAAGUGAUUGCAGAGGUACCAUUUUGGUUAACUUAUGACUUCCCACCAAAAGUCAGGGAGAAAUUAAAUGCUCAGUGGGGAUCUGAUUGGAAGGGUCAGGCACAGAAAUGGUUUCUUUUCAAGUUCAUCGGGCAAGAUCAAGAAAUCAAUCUUUUGGGUGAUGGUACUGAGAAAGCUGAGUUUGGCGAAUGGUCAUGGAUAUCACCUGAACAAAUAAUUGAGCUUGCAGUGGAUUUCAAGAAGCCUGUCUACAAGGAAGUCCUAGCUGUGUUUGCUCCAUAUCUUCAAUAAUGUUAUAUCUGGUUGAAAUUGUUAUGGCUUCCCAAUGACAGAUGCCUUGGGUGAUUCUAGAAUGAAUGUAUUGCAAACAACUACCGAGACAAUUGUUCUCUUUUUCUCCUAUAGGCCACAACCAUAGGACAAGCGAAGAGGGCUAUUUAUUGCAUGUCUGAAUCAAAUAUGUAUUGUUAUGCCAUGUAUUGCAUCUGUCCACUAUUUUGUCAUGAUGAAA
This is a messenger RNA of Cajanus cajan (pigeon pea), 867 nucleotides long. RefSeq names its product nudix hydrolase homolog 26 (gene NUDX26). Gene Ontology annotation, cellular component: chloroplast. Gene Ontology annotation, biological process: nucleoside phosphate metabolic process; ribose phosphate metabolic process. The record is from RefSeq and is a predicted model, not a curated record. Lineage: Eukaryota; Viridiplantae; Streptophyta; Magnoliopsida; Fabales; Fabaceae. Gene Ontology annotation, molecular function: bis(5'-adenosyl)-pentaphosphatase activity; guanosine-3',5'-bis(diphosphate) 3'-diphosphatase activity.